Molecule: messenger RNA, 333 nt
Organism: Mollisia scopiformis
Lineage: Eukaryota; Fungi; Ascomycota; Leotiomycetes; Helotiales; Mollisiaceae
Exons: 2
Coding region: 1-333 (110 amino acids)
Source: RefSeq, a predicted model, not a curated record
AUGGAUGCCAGUCUUGUCAAGCCAGGUCCACAUUCGAGGACUGUGUUUUAUAAUGAUCUUAGUGAUCAAGAAGCUGACAAAUGGGUGAAAAAGUUGCGUCCUCACGCGCUUUUGGCUUUCAUGACUCCUAUCCAGUACUCAGCAAAUGACCUUCAGUGUCCUCAUUGGUACUUGAUGUGCGAAAAGGACGAGGCUGUGAAGUCGGCGAGUCAGGAACGAAUGGUUGGAAUGGUGAAAUCGAUGAGGAUCGAGAAGUUGCCAACUGGGCAUUCGCCUAUGCUGAGCAAUCCAGAUGCGUUUGUGAAGAUUUUAGAUAAAGUUGCAACAUCAUAG